UCCCCUUUCCGCCUUUCCUUGGCUUCCGUUCCUCUCGUUCGGCGUUGCCUGUGCUGGAGAGGUUCACUCUUUACCCCUCCAUGAAUCAUGAAUCCGUGUCUGUUUGCGUUGCUCUUUUGGCAACUUGCAUUUGCACAGCGCCGAGAUGAGGAUCUUAUGUCCUUUGUCACGCUCCCCGAAGUCAGGGCCCUGAAAUUCGAAAUCACCCACCACAAUCGAGACCGGGCGAGUCCCGGUUACUGGUUCGUCGCUCCGUACGGUCUGAUUGACCCGGAGACUCCGACACGCAAGUAUCUGCAGUAUCAGGUCGGACCCUAUAUCUAUGAUCAAGAUGGCGUUCUCAUCUGGGCCGGAUCACCCAUGUUCGACAACCGAAACGUCUUCGAUUUCAAGGCGAUCCACAAUAUCGACGACAAGCCACACCUAUCCCUGAUUGCGCAGCGGUCCUUUGACGAAACGGUCCAGGGAAGCGGUGUGAUUUUGAGUCAGCAUUACGAGGUCGAGUCGCAGACCUUCAAGUUGCCCAACACCUGGGAAUUCAAUGUCCACGAGUUCAAAGUGCUCGACGGCGCCAAAUCGGCACUGGCCUGCGUGUAUCAGUCGAAAAUGCUUGACAUGACUGAUGUGGGUCAUCCAGGGGAAGAGAGGCUUUUCCUGACGGGGGGAUUUGCAGAGCUGGAUCUGGCCACGGGAGCUCCAUUGUUCGAAUGGGACUCGGCCGACCACCUGGGCCUGCAUGAGACCGACCGAUUCCAUACGUGGGAUGAACCGAUGGGCCCAUUCGGAUGGGAUUCCGUGCACAUGAACGCGGUGGAUAAGAAUGCUGCUGGCGACUAUAUCAUCUCGAUGCGGUUCACGGAUACGAUCUAUAUGAUCUCCGGAGUAGAUGGCCGGGUGAUGUGGCGAUUGGGGGGACCAGAGAGCAACUUCAUCCAGGACUUUGUCUUUUCCAAGCAGCACGAUGUUAAAUUUGUCGAGUCGAACGGAACGCAUCACAUCAUCUCCUUCCUGAACAAUGCCUCAGAUGAGAUCACGACGGAUGAGACCGUCUCGUCGGCCUUAUUCGUGGAGCUGGAUACGGCAGCCAGCCCGAUGACAGCCCGAUUGAUCGCACGCUAUAACCGUCCCGAUGGACAGCUAUCACGACUGCGCGGCAAUGUUCAGCUUCUUCCGAACGGCAAUGUCUUUGUUGGCUGGAGCGAACAAGGUUACCAGAGUGAGUUUUCCCCGGAAGGCGAGGUCUUGAUGACUGCCCGGUUUGCGUCCGAUCGCUUCUCAACCUACCGCGCCUACAAGUCCGAGUUCACUGGUCGGCCUCGCGCGCCCCCUGACCUGGUGGCAUCUGUAUACGGCACCAAUGAGGACGAUCUGACGACCGUCUUCCACGUGAGUUGGAAUGGUGCCACGGAUGUGGCUGGCUGGAACUUCUACGCCCAGGCGUAUGAUGGCGGAGCCCCGGUGCUUAUCGGUUAUGUGAACAAGGCCGAUUUCGAAACCAUGUACAUCGCCCACGGCUUCCUAGACUGGGUGUCGGUCGCGGCCAUCGACCACGAGGGCAAUGUGAUGGGCACCUCCGCCGUGCAUCGCACCAAGACUCCUGACAACUGGAAGACUGCUGGCUUCGUAGGGUCGUCCAAAGGUCUCGCUCCGAUGAAUCCGUCGACCAUUUACAAGGAGGGCCAGGCCAGCGGGGAUUCUCUGAGUCAUUCUGCCUUGUCGGAUGCUGAUACUAAGGAUCUCGUGGGCGCGCUCUCCCAGGCAUACGAGGUCGUCCGCGGGCUCGGAAGCCUCCUCAUCCUCAUUCUGGUCGGGUCGUCUAUUCUCGGGAUUCUCUUGGCUGUCUUUUGGGUGCUCCGCCGCCGCCGGCAGACACCGACCUAUCGCCAUGUUCCGUCGGAAGAGAGUUUCCCUAUGGAAGAGAGCCAUUUGCGAGAUAAUGGGUCUGAUUAAAGACGUGAUGACGGUCGGCGACCCACAGAGAAAAGAUGGCUUUUUGUACGAUGUAGAAGUCGCAUGAUUCUUGUAUAUAGCUUUGGUCUUCAUGGAGAGAUGCAUCAGUUAGCCUCGAGAAUGUCGUGUCAUUAGAAUAGACAGGGGGAUGCACCUUGCGGUAAAGUAUUCGUCACUGGUAGGAAUCCCAGUUCUUGUGGAUGUACUCCGUCGAAGCAAGGCAGAUGGCGGUCUGCACAUCUAUGUAUCUAGAUAAUAGAUAGUAUCAACCGAGCCGAUGGCAUGGAUCCAUGGAAAGGCGAACCGUGGUUCACAGCAGUGACAGCAC
Aspergillus ibericus CBS 121593 is the source of this 2278-nucleotide messenger RNA. RefSeq lists its product as uncharacterized. The transcript has 3 exons. The record is from RefSeq and is a predicted model, not a curated record. NCBI's taxonomy places the organism in Eukaryota, Fungi, Ascomycota, Eurotiomycetes, Eurotiales, Aspergillaceae. Bases 88 to 1950 code for a protein of 620 amino acids.